CGGGUCUAGAGGCCUAUUGAUGGUGUUUUGUUCGCUUGACAGCCCCUUUGUGUUGCUUUUUCAUCACCUGCAUUUUCACGAAUUUUCGCGCAUUUGCAGGUGGUUAGAGUGUGGAAAAAGUUGUGAAAAUCCUCCCUAAAGACAUGUAGUAUCUGACUAAAGUGAAAAUUGUGAAAAUAUCGUGAUGGAUUUGGAGAAUAAUAACAAAAUUCAAGGACUCUCAACCGUUGAGGCACUAACGCGACUCCGGGAAGAAAUUGAGGGUAUCCUGAGGGUGUACGAGGGCAAAUUUGCCACAAAAAGAUGGACUGAGAAACUUCGUGCCAGCUUCAAUGCACAAACUCCCUUGCAUUCCUUUGCCAUUUUCACCUCUUCCCUUGCCAUUGUCCUCCUCCUGAUCUCACAGCAUAUCCUGGCAGCUUUGAUUGUUCUCAGCCUCCUCAUCUUUAACAUAUGGCUCGUGAUCCGUGAGAACAAUCUCAAGCGUUCGGAGAUGUACAGGAAAAUUGCUGAUGUUUCAGGAGUCCUCAAACUGGCAACUUCUGUCUGCCACAAAUGGACUCCAGCCAACUAUCCUCAUCUCUGUUCCCCCCUCUCCCCUUGCGUGACCCUCCAAUGUGCCGUGCGUGACGGUAAAGUCGUCAAUCUUCCCUGGGCACUGCUCGUACGUGGAGAUCACAUCAUCCUCCGUCCUGGCCAGGUGGCGCCCGGAAAGUGUCGGGAAGUCAAUGGGGCGCGUACAUUUGGCUCUGGCGAAACCUACACGCAAACCGAAGGCACAGAUCCUCCCGUUGUUCCCACCCAAAGAUCCCCCUUGCCCGAUCUCACGUGCAUCCUCGAGGCGACACCCUUUCUGGACAACCUCCGGACCACCCUGGAGAAGUUCCUCAAUCGCCCAGAGACCAUUUUCAACCAACAGAGACACUUGUUGGUGACCGUGUUCAUUCAACUGUGGGGCUUCUUGGGGGUGAUUCUGGUGACGUGGAUCUUCGCUGUUCUCAACUACAAUGGUCACCUGUUUGCGGAUUCGCGUAUCACGUGGGUGGCGGCCUUCAUUGAGAAUGCCGUUUGUGCCGUGAUGCCCACCCUUCCCCUCACUUUUCCCGCCAUGUGGCUACUCCUCAAUCUCUGGGGUGUGGCGAAGUUGGAGACCCUUCUGUCCAUACCACGGCCCUUCCAGGAGAAAUCCAGUCCAAGUGAAUUCCAUGCUGAUCUGGAUAAUUCUCCGGUGGUCGAUUGGGCUAAUCUGGUGCUUCCGUGGCGAACUAAAGUUGGCAAUUGGAUCAAUUUGAUUCAGGGAGAUGCAUCAGUUUUGGGCAGAAGUUCCAAUGUGGUGCAGAUUCUGGGCACAAUGACAGCUCUGUGCUGUGUGGACAAGAAGGGAAUCCUGUCAUGGCCAAAUCCCACAGCUGAGAAGGUGUUUUUCCUGAGGGAUCCCAAGGAUAAGCAAAGUGCUCACUCUAGCUCCACGAGCUUCGAGUCACAGCAAAAUGAACAGAGACCUCAGAAGGAGAAGAGUGUGGCUGAAGUGCUGGAUCUCACGCACGAUCAGCAUAGCCCUUUCAAAUUGGAAUUUGACUGCCAAGAGUGGAGGGAUCAUCUGGACUCUCUAAAGCCCUUAGGACUUGCCAUCCUCGUGAACACUUGCUGUCCACUUACUCAAGCCUACUACGCUCAAUUUUGUGGGCAUGUAACGGCUGUGGCGCUGUUUGACAAAGAUUUGGUGCCUGUCACCAAUCGGUAUGAGAUUGUUGAGUCGAGUUUGAAUAGUUUUAUGCAUGGUCGAUGUCUCUGUGGACUCUCAACGAGGAUUGGAUUUAAGAAGAGAGCCAGAGAUGUUUUUACGUUGGAGGGGAAAAUUGCCAGCUAUCGGCAUUUGCCUGAAGGAAAUUUCCGGGCAUUUAUCUUGCAGGAACCGGAUGUUGUGCGUCGUGACACGAGAUUUACGCGAUCCCUGGAGCUCGCGUCCAAAGUCAAAGUACCCUUCCCGCAUUCCCUUUCAGUCGUGAUGCGUCAGCAUCGGGAUAAGUCCCUGCAGUUGCUGACGCAGGGCACAGCUGACAUCAUCCUGGAUUGCUGCGAUGACUAUUGGGAUGGGAAGGAUCUGAGGCCAUUGGGGGAGCAGGAGAGGAAGAGAGCUCAAGACUUUUACCAGAGAAACGCUUUAACUGCCUACUGCACGGCAUUUUCCUACCGACCUCUGCGCAGGGGCAUCAUGGGACCUUUGUCAGGGACGACGUCAAAUGUGGCUUACAUGGAACUACCUCCGGAGUCAAUUUACAAAAUGAGCCACAUUGAUCCGUCAAAGUGCGAACAUGUGGAUACGGCUGAGGAGAAACUGAAGGGGACCCCAAGCCUGGAUUCUGUCAACUAUACAGAUCCAAAGGCUGAAAAUGUGCAGGACGUGGAGGGAUGUUUUGAAAUGGAGUGCCAUCAGAUUUUCAUUGGGAUGGUGACAAUGCAGUAUCAGGCACAAAUGGAUAUUGUGCAUCUGAUUGAGAGGUUGGACAGAGCGUGCAUUCGGUUUGUUCACUUCUCCAAGGAGAAUGAAUUGCGUUCUCGUGUUUUUUCGGAGAAGAUGGGCCUGGAAUCCGGUUGGAAUUGUCACAUUUCCCUCCUCAGUGGAGUCCAGGAGGAACAGCAAUUGGACAAUGACGGGCAAAAGGGGUCAGAUGUUGAGGAUUUUGACAAUGAGAAGAGUCUGUUGCUGGGAAAGGGGGAAGUCCAGAAGGAUGGCAGCUCUGCUCUGGGAUCUGUGUCCAAUUUGGAAUUGCCAGAUAGUGAAGCUGUCGAGGAGUCCAUUAAAUUAGAAAUGAUGGAUGAAACAGGGAGACAUUUGUCAAAUGACUCAACGCUGGCCUGCGACAAUCAGGGCAAUCCUACUCAAUCCCUGAGUUGCCUGACCGAUUCCACUGAGCACAGUGGUCCGGCUGUUCUGUGGAAUACGAACAAGGCAAAACUUCCACGAGGAAUUGAGAACAUUCGACCGCAUUUGGAGAAGGUGGACAAUGUUCCACUCUUGGUAUCUCUCUUUACGGAUUGUUCGGCCGAUGCCACACGAGAGAUGCUGGGAAUUAUGCAGUCGUAUGGGGAGAUUGUUGUGUGCCUGGGAUCAUCGGCAAAUGCCACAAAUGCUGAGAUUUUUCUUCAGGCUGACUGCAGUAUUGGCAUUGAGCCAUUCUAUCCGCAGGUUUGUCAAGACUUUCCGGCGUACGUGGAGACAAAUCUGGUGAGUCAGAGUACAGGGAGUUACAAGAGUCGUCUGGCCAAAUGGUUGCCACCGAAGCAGUACAAUAGAAAUGCCGUGAUCUCGCCAAUUUACCUCAGUCGAUUGCUAAAUUCACUUCCGUGCUCAAUAGCCAUUUCCAGGGAUGAUCCUCUGUCGAUUGUGGCACUAAUUGAGCUGUCACGACGUGUGACUGUUGGAGUGUGGAAUUGUCUGCAAUUCCUCAUGUGUUGCCUCUGUUCCUUGGCUGUGGUGAACACACUUAGUGCUUUUGUCAGUCUCCAACCAAUUUUUCCACCACUUACCCUCAUCUACCUCAUGAUUGUCAUCAUCCCGUUGAUAUCGUUAACAUUGACGAGAACUCCCGCCGAUCCGGAUACCAUGCAAAAGGCAACGUGGCGCAAAUCGAAGGUGGACAGGAAUCUCUGUCUUUUUGUCUUUUGGUGCUACUGCUGCAAAUUCCUGCCAUCAAUUGGAAUCACGUUUGCCUUCACAUGCGCCUUCCUAGGACAUCCAUUUACCUUCCUGCCCGAUCAUGGGGACAGUUCGAGCGAUGAUGAGCAGCUGGUGAGAUAUUUCACCCUCUACGGCAUCAUUGUUCAUUUUGUUGUUAUCUCUUCGAGUUUUGUCCAUCGUGGUCAUCUGCUUUGGAGGCGAAAUCCCUUUUCAAACUCCAUGUGGGUUAUCUGCACAACAAUGAUUUUAACUCUCCACAGUGUCCUUUUGCUGGCCCAAGUUCUCAUGGAUGAAGAUGAUUUUGCGCCUAUUUUGGCAACAAAGUGGCCCAGUGUCGUCUUUCUCUUUGCCUCGACACUUGUCGUCUUGGGGAUUGUUGAACUCAUCAAGCGAGAGGAGAUCAAAGCCAACAAUCGAUACCAGAGGAGAGCAAGAUUGGAUUUUGGGACAAAAUUAGGGAUGAAUUCGCCCUUUUAAUUUUGGUAUUUUAUAGCGCCUUUUUGUGGCGAAGAAUUAAAGUGUUAGAGAGAUAUUUUAUAUUUCACGGAUAUUUUGCAAAAUGUGUCGUUUUUAAGGAAGAGAUCGAGAGUCUUUUUUCUUUUGGCCUUUUAUAGUUUAGUGAAGGAAAAGAAAAUAUCAUUGUCUCACCAAUUUUUUGCCAUCAAUAAAGGGGCGUGUGUGUAA
Messenger RNA from Phlebotomus papatasi, 4366 nucleotides. RefSeq names its product transmembrane protein 94. NCBI's taxonomy places the organism in Eukaryota, Metazoa, Arthropoda, Insecta, Diptera, Psychodidae. The transcript is spliced from 9 exons. The record is from RefSeq and is a predicted model, not a curated record. The coding region runs from base 185 to 4159 and encodes 1324 amino acids. Gene Ontology annotation, molecular function: nucleotide binding.